This is a messenger RNA of Xylaria bambusicola, 827 nucleotides long. RefSeq lists its product as uncharacterized. Bases 131 to 643 code for a protein of 170 amino acids. Lineage: Eukaryota; Fungi; Ascomycota; Sordariomycetes; Xylariales; Xylariaceae. The transcript has 3 exons. The record is from RefSeq and is a predicted model, not a curated record.
CAACUUUUACAACAACUUUUACAACAACUUUCACAACAACUUUCACAACAACUUUUCACAACAACUUUUACAACAGCUUUUCAACUGCCAAUCCUCUCUCCGCAUUCCACCUUACUAUCCACCCUUCAUUAUGGCUGAACUCCAACAGCUCCCACAUGUUGACCUCCCGCAACCAGACUUUCAUGCUUUGAGUGGCCACCUUCAAGGCAUGGCUGUUCAGGUAGAUCGUUGCUCGAACUUAGUUGCUGUCCAUCAUAGCACCGCGAUCCUAGACGCCAUUGCCGCAUUGAACAACACUGUCAACACUGCUGUCGCCUCAAUCAACACCUCUGUAGCCCAGCUGCGCACCGAGAUGCAAGAGAUGGGUCGUUCACUAGGACAUCGUAUGGAUGACUUGGACUUCAAUAGUCGAGCACGAACCUCCAACAGCGGAGCUACUAGAGCAGAGUCGAUUAUCCACCCGCUUAGGAAUACUACUACACAUGAAGUGGUUGAUCUCCCGAGAACAGUCAAGGACUUGUUCUCACUUCGAGUCCCUGAAGUUGAACAAUAUCUUCGAGACUUGGGGCAGGUCCCCGUUGGCAACGAAGAUGAGAAGAAGGCGCAGCUGAAUGACUAUCUGGGUAUCAAUCGUAUGCUGUAAUUCUUUUCUGGUUCUCAAGUAGGACUUCCAAGUUAGUAUUCAUAAGUGUGUAAUACGGAAUGUCCGAUGCUGUCUAUUGUAAACGGUGCUACCUAGAUAACGUUCCGUUAAAAAUUAACUGUUACGAUGCCUCUUACAGAUGUGCUUGCUUCACCAUACCCUAUUACUUUGAUCACCUCUUUUU